ACCAUCAAAUGAAUCUACCCACUUAUAGUUGAAGUGGAAUUUACGCAUCUGUGAAUUAUCUAAGAAGUGAAAUUAAAGCAUAAAAAUGGUUGACAAAUUCAUAGGGACAUGGCGAAUGCAGGCCAGCGAGAACUUCGAUGAAUACAUGAAGGCUUUGGGUGUAGGUUUUGCCACUCGUCAGGUGGGGAAUAUGGCCAAACCAAGCCUGACGUUCAGUGUAGAGGAUCAAGGAGUAAUUUGUAUGAAGUCUCAGAGCACAUUCAAAACCACUGAGUUCAAAUUCAAACUGAAUGAAGAAUGCGAUGAGAUUACCGCUGACGACAGAAAAACCAAGACCGUAGUAACCAUUGAAAACGGCAAACUUGUGCAGAAACAGUCCUGGGAUGGAAAAGAAACGACGCUAGAGAGAGAAGUUGUUGAUGGAAAAUUGAUAGCGAAAUGUACGAUGGGCAAAGUUGUGGCGACGAGAACGUACGUCAAGGAGGCUUGAUGCAGUUUGACCCUUGUGACGGCUGGAUUUGAAGACGCCCAGCUCAGUUCAAUGAGCAAAAGACUAAAAAUGGCUGCUUGUGUCUCACUUAUUUUGUAACACCAAAGCAAACCUGUGCCCUGUAUUUUGAGAUGAUUCCUUCAGUAUUAACAUCUUGUGGUGCUUUAAUAAAAAUUUAAAACCAUU
Messenger RNA from Anguilla rostrata (American eel), 676 nucleotides. RefSeq names its product fatty acid binding protein 4a (gene fabp4a). The transcript has 4 exons. Gene Ontology annotation, molecular function: fatty acid binding. Bases 86 to 490 code for a protein of 134 amino acids. NCBI's taxonomy places the organism in Eukaryota, Metazoa, Chordata, Actinopteri, Anguilliformes, Anguillidae. Gene Ontology annotation, cellular component: nucleus; cytosol. The record is from RefSeq and is a predicted model, not a curated record. Gene Ontology annotation, biological process: fatty acid transport.